Molecule: messenger RNA, 3322 nt
Organism: Oncorhynchus keta (chum salmon)
Lineage: Eukaryota; Metazoa; Chordata; Actinopteri; Salmoniformes; Salmonidae
Gene: tor1
Product: torsin family 1
Exons: 5
Coding region: 870-1874 (334 amino acids)
Biological process (GO): protein localization to nucleus; nuclear membrane organization
Cellular component (GO): nuclear envelope; endoplasmic reticulum lumen; endoplasmic reticulum
Molecular function (GO): kinesin binding; ATP hydrolysis activity; ATP binding
Source: RefSeq, a predicted model, not a curated record
AUAGGGGAUGUUCCUCCAUGGUUACUCCCAGAUCCUGUUGUUGAUCUAACCAUGGUAGAGAAAAGGAAGGAUUGGUCAGAAGUCAGUGAUACAGGGAAACUGGUUGACAAUUACAUUGGCAGAAGUUCUUGGUUUUUUUUACUGCUUUUCACAGAUGGAUCCAAGGACCCAGAUAGUGGGCAGGCAUUUACAUUCCUGAAUUUGAUGUGCAGAUACGUAGAAGACUAACAGAUUAACUUUCAGUGUACUCAUUUGAACUGUAGCCAAUAAUAGUUGCCCUCCAGUGGGUGGAGAACAUAGUAUGCUUAUAUUCUGUCUGUGUUGAAUAGUUUAUCAUCAGGUAAAUUUAAUAGGAGUUGGAGAUAUUAAUAUUAUUAUGGAUAAUUGAGAGAAUGGGUGUAUUAGUGAGAUUCUGCUGGGUCCCAGCACAUUCGGGUUUGGAAGGGAAUCAAAUUGAAGACCAAUUAGCCAGUAGAGCUUUGAAACAAGAUAUAUUUUUUAUUAAUUUUCCACUGGGUAGAGGUGAGGCCAAAUGUAAAAUCAGAGCCAUUUUGACAGAUGUGUGGCAGAAGAGAUGGAACUCUGAGCCCAAGGGCUGUCAUUUAUAUGCUGAGUUAGAAAGGGGGAUUUAGAAAUGUUGUAACCCGUGAUUGACCACACACUAAAGCACAGUAGGUGGCAGCAUGCACCUUUAAUGUUGGGUUGCGGACCGACAUUCUGUAUUAGAAGAGGAAGAAGCUCAACUCAGUUGGGGCUCGCGCAGGCUAUACUCUAUAAUACCAUUUUGUAUCUCAUGUUAUUUAACAGUCUGUAAUCAAGUUUGUUUAGGUAAAUAUACACCGCUAGCUAGCUAGUAAACACUGUCAAAGAUGCGACCGUUUUUUCUGUUGGGGUUUCUGUUGUCGAACAUCACUGCGACGGCGGCGAUUGAGCCUAUCAGUACCAGCAUAGCGGUUGGUAUGGCUGCGGCUCUCACCGGCUUCCUCGCAACCUACCAGAACGUGUUUUACUAUUUUCACGAAUGUUGUAGACCAGAGUGGAUCUCCUUCAACAGAACAGGUUUGGAAGUGGCCCUAGAUCAGAAGUUGUUUGGUCAACAUGUUGCCUCCAGAGUCAUCCAGAAAGCUGUAACGGGAUUCAUGAACAAUAAAAACCCCAAAAAGUCCCUGGUUCUCUCUCUGCAUGGCUGGACUGGCACAGGGAAGAACUUAGUCAGCCAGUUGAUAGCUGAAAACAUCUACAAGGAGGGCAUGGCCAGCAGUUUCGUCCAUCAGUUUGUGUCUACAGCUCACUUCCCUCAUCUGAGUCAGAUUGAGAACUACAAGUCUCAGCUGCAGCAGUGGAUCAAAGGCAACGUCACCAACUGCCCACAUUCCAUGUUCAUCUUUGACGAGAUGGACAAGAUGCACCCUGGCCUGAUCGACUGUAUAAAGCCCUACUUGGAUUACUACGAAUAUCUGGACGGGGUCUCCUACCGCCAAGCCAUCUUCAUCUUCCUCAGCAACGCUGGAGGAGAGCACAUCACGCAGGUGGCUCUGGACUUCUGGAAAGCAGGUCGAGACCGAGAGGGGAUCAAGCUGCAACACUUAGAACCAGCUCUCACCCUGUCCGUGUUCAACAGCAAGCAGAGUGGGUUGUGGCACACCAGUCUGAUAGACAAGAACCUAGUUGACUUCUUCAUCCCUUUCCUGCCUCUGGAGUACAGACAUGUGCUGCUGUGUGGCAUGGCAGAGAUGUCCGCCAAGGGCUUGGUGCCCGACCAGGACGUGGUUGACCAGAUGGCCAGAGAAUUGGUCUAUUUCCCCAAGAGUGAUAAGAUCUUCUCCGUCAAUGGCUGCAAGACCAUCAGCGGCAAGCUAGAUUACUACACAUAGUGUGUGUUUGAGAUCGACUACGUUGCUGCCGGCGGCUGCAGACUGACCAAUCUAAUCAUAAUGAGUAGUAAUUUAGGAUGAAAGGUGGUUUGUCGGUCUGAUCAGUCUGUCUGCAGUUGCUGACUGUAAUGUAGACGAUCUCAGAGGGAACAGCUACUUGUAUCUAUCUACCUCCUACUCUACUGUGAGCUCUUUCUUAAUGAGAACAUCUCCGCCAGUCGGGGUGAGGAAGUCAGUGACUGAACCCAGAAAGGGAAUGAUGACCUGCCCCUCAGGUUCUCCCAAUGUCAACACAACCAUGUGGAGGACAUCAACGGUCUCUCUCUGAUGGCACUCCCUGAAGAUGAACCAAUGGACUACUGAGAGAGAGGAGAUUGAAUUGAAGGAGAUAAAAAAAGAGAAAAAUCACACAGGGAAGUGUUUAAAGUUAUAAUUUUUAUCCAAUCAACAUGCUUGCUCCUAAUUCAUAUAUUCUGUAAACGAGAAUCUCCAAAAACUAUAUAUUUUUUUCAGGGAAUUCUGCUGCACAUGAACUCGGUGGCAAUUGAAAACUAGUUGUAUAUUAGAAACAAAUGUGGUUUAAAGCUACAAUCUGUAAUAAUUUGUGAAAUCAAACGGCAGAUCUGCAACUUGGUUUGCUGUUAAUCUUAGGGAUGCCAGGGCCAGAGAAGUGUAACCACUCUCUCCAAAUGAGAGGGUGCUAUGGAUGCAAGAGCUCACACAGUCCAUGAGAUCAACGUGAUAGUUAAAUUCUUCAAGAAUCAAUGUGUAAAUAUUGUUAAUUGAAAUAACAAUUGAACAGCUGUAACUUGCAGAUUGCACCUUUUUUAAUUGUCAUUAAUAAUGAAAUAUUGUGCAUUUAUGGUGCACGGGAUACCCAUAAAUUGUGUAUUUUAUAUCUGUCGUCAAUACAGACAUGGAAAUAUCCACCUUAAAACGUACAUCUAUUUUGCCUUUGUUUUUUAUCCUUACUCAUUCACCAGAAGCAUUGUGUACAUUUCAACAUCUGUUGUCAGUUUACCUUUGUGGGUAUACAAGUAUUUAGUGUGCAGUCCACACAUUUUUUCAUUUUUCACUUAUUUCAAGAUUGAUCCAGAUUUGUCCUAAAUCGUUUAAUUGAGUAGCCCAACAGCCCUGUGUCUGUAAAUGUAAUGUAUUUAAAAAAAAAAAUAUAUAUAUAUAUAGCUUAAUUACAAUGAAACAAUUAUGUUUUUUUUGUACAAUUGUAUACUGUGCCUUACAGUUGGCAUGCAGUUACUGUUCUCGAUCUAAACAAUGCACAAGAAAGUAUUACAGGAAGGAAGGUUCACUAUUUUUCAGUCAAAUGUUAUGUAGUGAAAAUGUGUUUUUGUUUUACUUUUGUUUGAGUACAUGCAGUGGUGUAAAGUACUUAAGUAAAAAUACUUCAGAGUACUACCUAAGACGUUUUCUUUGGUAUCUGUUCUUUA